GCUUAAGUAAGAGUUAUAAUAAGUUUAGGUGUCACAAUGAGAAAUGACUCAAACUCAAAUACUUAAACAAAAGUUGAUACAAUUGCAAAAUUCUUGCAGAAAAUGGAUGAUGAUAUUGUGAUGUUGGACAAGCUCCCACCCCAUUUGAAACCCUUACUGGACACUUUUAUAAAAGAUGCUAAAUCUGAAGUGAAGUACAGCUCAAGAUUAGUAGUUCUUCUUAUCAUUGUUGGACUAUUAGUGAUCUUUCUUGUUGGAAACUUCAUACUAUACAAGUAUGCUAUGAAGAAUCUCCCUCCAAGAAAGACCAAACCGAAAUCGAAAUCGAAAAAGAAGAUCAAAAAGGAGAGGCUUCUUAUGCAGGGAGAGUAAAAAAUAGAGUUGUGUUGUACUUGUUUGUAGUACUUUAAUGUUUUCUUUUUUAGUUUAAUGUGGCUAAGAAAUAGAGAGUAUUUAAACACUUGUUGUUGUUGUUGUUGUUGGUUGUUUAAUAUGUGUUUCAAAUGGGACUUUUUGGUAUAUUUAUUUAUCAUGCUCUUGAAUGAUAAAUAGAAUACUUAAAACUUUUCUUUUGGUUAAAGGAUCAUCAUCCUUGGCUCU
Messenger RNA from Cannabis sativa, 600 nucleotides. RefSeq names its product DNA-binding protein S1FA-like. The record is from RefSeq and is a predicted model, not a curated record. Gene Ontology annotation, cellular component: nucleus. The transcript is spliced from 2 exons. Gene Ontology annotation, biological process: regulation of DNA-templated transcription. Bases 103 to 372 code for a protein of 89 amino acids. Gene Ontology annotation, molecular function: DNA binding. NCBI's taxonomy places the organism in Eukaryota, Viridiplantae, Streptophyta, Magnoliopsida, Rosales, Cannabaceae.